UCUGCGUUUAUUAAGUUUUAUCUGUAGUGAAGGGACUUAAUGAUAUCAUCAAUUUGUGUUUGGUAUCCGGCGUAGCAAGUAUAUAAAGCAGGCCCACAUCACUAGACAUUAUUUUAGUCAAACUUCGUACCGGCUAACGUUGGACUUCUAUAGUGUUUGUGGGUUUACUUCAAAAACUUGAAAACAGAAAAAAUGGAUUUCUAUUAUUUGGCCGGAUCUGCCCCAUGCCGUUCAAUUUUAAUGGCUGCUAAGGCUCUCGGCGUAGAGUUGAAUCUCAAACCCACCAAUUUGAUGGCUGGUGAACAUCUCACUCCGGAAUUCUUGAAGAUGAAUCCCCAACACACCAUCCCAACAUUGAACGAUCAUGGCUUCUGCCUUUGGGAAUCUCGUGCUAUUCUAGUGUAUUUAGUUGAAAAAUACGGCAAAGGAAGCUCCUUGUAUCCAGCCGAUGUCCAAAGUCGUGCUGUCGUCAACCAGAGAUUAUACUUCGAUAUGGGGACUCUCUAUCAACGAUUUGCUGACUAUUUCUAUCCCCAAAUUUUCGCUAAGGCUCCAGCCGAUCCUGCAAAGUAUCAGAAAUUGGAGGAAGCUUUCGGGUUCUUGAACACAUUUCUUGAGGGAAGCAAAUACGCUGCUGGAGAUAGUCUCACAUUGGCUGAUCUUGCUUUGGUCGCUAGCGUUUCCACUAUUGAAUUGAUAAAGGACUUUGACAUCAACAAAUUUCCAAAGGUUGCCGCUUGGUAUAAAUUGUGCAAGGAAACAAUUCCUGGAUAUGAUAUCAAUCAAGCUGGUGUCGAAGAAUUCAAGGCGAAGUUCCUAAACUAAAAACUAGAGGAUCUCUGAAAGCAGUGCUUUUUCAGUAUUUAUUAUAUAAGCGUUCAUUAUUUAAUAUUUUGAUUUCAUAAUGCUUAGUUUUUUAAUUCGAAUAGAUGGAUUGUAUUCACG
Hermetia illucens (black soldier fly) is the source of this 945-nucleotide messenger RNA. RefSeq names its product glutathione S-transferase 1-like. NCBI's taxonomy places the organism in Eukaryota, Metazoa, Arthropoda, Insecta, Diptera, Stratiomyidae. The coding region runs from base 193 to 825 and encodes 210 amino acids. Gene Ontology annotation, biological process: glutathione metabolic process. Gene Ontology annotation, molecular function: glutathione transferase activity. The transcript is spliced from 3 exons. The record is from RefSeq and is a predicted model, not a curated record.